Cyprinodon tularosa is the source of this 2139-nucleotide messenger RNA. Its product is annotated as UPF0746 protein DDB_G0281095-like. Lineage: Eukaryota; Metazoa; Chordata; Actinopteri; Cyprinodontiformes; Cyprinodontidae. The transcript has 2 exons. The coding region runs from base 892 to 1593 and encodes 233 amino acids. The record is from RefSeq and is a predicted model, not a curated record.
UUUUUUUUUUUUUUUUUUUUGAGGCAGGGUGAGCCUUUUUUCUCUCAUCAUUUUGGAUGAUUCUCAAUAAAGGCUGGAAGCCUUAACUCUUAUUUGGGACAGCCCUAGUUAGACAGCAGUUGGUGGCGUUCUGUAUGUGCGUUUUGAGAGGUUCUGGGUUUAUUUUUCAUGCAUAGGUGGUUAAAGUAUAAAACAUGCGUUACUGACAGUAUCUGCUUUAGGCCUUCAGUUGGCUCAUCAUUUGUGUCUUUAAAAGAAUUACAAGUAGCUUAUUAUUUAAUAAAACCUUCAUGGCUUCCACAGUGUAGCUUUAUACUCCAGCUUUUCUCCUACUGUAGCAAGCUUUUGGUUUUACUACUUCAACAGUAUAUUGCAUGUUUAACUAACAAACACUUUGUAAUACCCGACGUUUGAAACAGUUCUACAGUAGACGUGUUCAGCAGUGAAUGGUGCGACGCUAGGUUAUCUUUCAAAAUCCCAUUAAAACAUCAUUUCAAGGCAUUCUGUUCCCGUUUCUUACUUUCCCAAUGGAUCCAGCAUGCUUGAACUUUAUGUCCUUGUCCAGUUGCUGUUUGUGUUUAUAAAGUUAUGUUUGUCAAACAAGGUCCCCCCCCACCCACCACCCCACUUGAUGUCCUCUGUUCUUCACCAUGUGACGGGUUUAUCUGAAGAAGGAAACCAAAGAGGCCUCGCGGUGCUCCUCACUGUCUCACAGGAGACUCAAAGACCUCUGAAGCGGACGAAGACCUAAAGUGGCAAUCACGCACCCUGGAAGACAACCGGAACCAGAACCACUCCCCCUGUGUUCCGGUAGCCAACGGCCACUACUUGGCGUUAGUACCCGGCAACAGGAGACCCAUUGAUCCGGCGCUGGCGGAGCAUUUUUCCAGGAUGGCGCCUCCUCAGUGCUCCAUCAUUGAGGAGCAGCUGAGGAGGCUGGAGCAGCAUCGCCAGGAGCAGGAGAGACAGAAGAGGCAGUGGCUGGAGGAGGAGCGGCUCAGGCUGGAGCAGCAGAAGAAGCUGGAGAAGCAGCGCAGAGAGCUCCUCCAGCUUCAGCUGCAGCAACAGCAGCAGGAGCACCGUCAGCGCAGGCAGGUCCUGCAGUGGCAGCUGGAGCUGGAGCACCAGUACCGCAUGCAGCAGAAGCAGAUCCAGCAGCAGCAGCAGCUGAGGAGGAGCCCGACUGGAGUGAUGCUGUCGCCGUCGUCCGGACUCUGCACCAUCUACGAAGCCAUGGAAACCAGCGACGAGGAGGACGAGGUCAGAGGAGAGCAGAACAGGAACGUCCAGCUGGCCUCGCAUCCUGUGGCUCCGCAGGACCUGGAGUGGAACAGGAAGGUGGACAUGGUCCAGCAGCUCAUCAACCAGUCCUUGAUGCUGUCUGAUGAAGAAGGCUGCCCUCCUCUGCUGCUGCUGCCCGUAGGAACCGGGGGGACCCUCAGCCCCCUGAGGAGCAGCAUGUGGCCCAGCCUUCCUCCACACUUCAACCCCCCUACAGCCACCGUGACCUCCGUCAGCAGCUACUCCCCUGGCAGCCGGGGCAGCGCUCCAGCUGGAGACUGGACUGUGGUGGAGGUGGAGACCCAGCACUGAGGCAGCUCACAAUAAAAUAUCACCUCUUUAUUUCUUUUUUAUCACAUAUCUUUAUUUGAGAAAGCAGUAACUGAACUUCUGAGUGGAAUCCUUUAAAUAAUUCAGCUCUGUGACCCACAUAUCAGCCUCCACCUUUCCCUUCUUAGCAUGUGACCUUUACACUGUGACACCUUAAAUAAAUCCUUUAUUUUAUCAGCAUAAAAACCUAAAACCAAAUACUGUGCCUUGCUAAAGUACUCGUACUUUUACUCCUGGCAAAAAGUGAAACACACAAGGCUCCAUGUGCAGCCUGCCUCAGGCUUUAAAGAUUAAACAUGGAAGAAAUAAAUGUGCAAACUGUCACUUUUUGACUGCAAGCAUAAUGCUUUAUAUUGUUAGAAAUAAAGGAAAUAAAUGGCCAUGCCCACCAUUACAGUCGCUGAAAGGGCAAAAUAUUCAAGUCAAAUUUAAAAGAAGAAAAAACAUCUCAUCCAUCGACAGAGCAUCUUAUUUACUUGCCCAAACGUCUUUUACUCAUUUCUACGGAAGAGGAUUAGGGCCGCUGGA